This is a messenger RNA of Patella vulgata (common limpet), 7852 nucleotides long. RefSeq names its product circularly permutated Ras protein 1. Gene Ontology annotation, molecular function: zinc ion binding; SNARE binding. The coding region runs from base 276 to 2540 and encodes 754 amino acids. Gene Ontology annotation, biological process: COPII-coated vesicle cargo loading; endoplasmic reticulum to Golgi vesicle-mediated transport; intracellular protein transport. The transcript is spliced from 18 exons. Lineage: Eukaryota; Metazoa; Mollusca; Gastropoda; Patellidae. The record is from RefSeq and is a predicted model, not a curated record. Gene Ontology annotation, cellular component: COPII vesicle coat; endoplasmic reticulum exit site.
UCCAAGACAUUGAUGUUGUUAGCAGCCAGGUAGUCCAUACUAAAACGGACGGUAUGCGGACGUGCAUUAUCCUGUUGGAAGUGCUGAAGUUGUGGGUGCGCUCGAAACAUCGGAACAACAAUUGGUUGCAAGACAUCAUUACGGUCACGCAUUUAUAUUUAUGUAGUUUGGUCACCCGUUGACCAGGCUUUACUAACAAAACGAAAGUUGCAGAUAACGGAACAAUUUUUUAAGCUCAGAUACAGCAGUGGUCUUGUUAAGAAGAACUAUUAAAAAUGAAUUUUGCAUCUAAAUAUGUGUAUAAUGGCAAUCAGGAUGAGUAUGAGUACGUAUCAGAUGAUGAAUAUCAUGCACAGUUAAGUGUCAGUGAUUGUUCGUCAGAUGAAGAAGAACCACAAGUGUCACAAGCAGCUGCUUCUUCUGUCAAACCUGAAAAUGAAAAGCGAAAAUCAUUGUUUGGACGAAUGAGAACUUCACUGAAAUUGAGAAAAAAGACUAAGAAAAAGGAUUUGGAUCAGAAAAAAGAUGUGAACCAGAUAAAAGAUGUCAAGGAAAGACGAAAACAUCAUUGGCAGAGAAGAGGAGAUGAAACUGCUACUGCAAUGGAUCAAAGAAAUGUAUCUUCACAACCAGAAGGAAAAAGACGAUUUAAAAAAGCUGAUACUAAUGUGGUAUCAGUUACAUUAAAUACAUUAAAAGACCCGAGCAAUAUGCACGCUGGUGAUGCUGUGAAAUGUGGAGGUACUGGAUGUAAAGCUAUAAUGUCACAUUUAAGUAAACUGACUGCUGGGAUGUCUGGUAAGGUGUGGGUGUGUGAAUUUUGUGAAUGUAAUAAUGAAGUUGACGUAGAAGAUGGUGAGAUACCAGCUGUAGAAGAUGUGACAUUUUUAUUAGAGGCUGGCUUAUCAACAGAAGCUGCUGGUCCGUCAAGUCAAGAUGAAUCCAUCAUUGUGUUUUGUAUUGAUGUAUCUGGAAGUAUGUGCACAUCAUUCGCGGUACCUGGGCGUGUUCAUUUGAGAGGAUCUCGUAACAGGCCAAGUUUUGAUGGCUCUUUGGAAGAUCAAUAUCUGCCACAUCAAGAUCGUAAUGUUAGCCAUGUUUCUUCGCUACAAGCUGUGCAAGCUGCUGUUGAUAAACAACUAGAAGAUUUAGCUAAAGAUCAUCCUAACAGACGAGUUGCAGUAAUAGCUUUUAAUAAUGAGUUAUUAGUAAUAGGUGAUGGUACAACAACUAAACGAAACAUUCACAACGAUCAAUUGGAUCAUUUCAAGCAAUUAGAAAUGAUUGGUACUGAACUACCUUUACCUAAACCUAUUAAAGGCACGCAACACAAUUUGUCUAAAAAAGUUUUGAAAUUGGAUGCAAGUGGAGGAACAGCCCUGGGACCAUCUAUAGUUGUUGCAUUGGGUUUAGCUUCAAGAUAUGCAGGUUCUAAGAUCAUUUUAUGUACAGAUGGCCUGGCUAAUGUUGGCCUUGGAAAACUCACUUAUGGUAAUUCAGAGGAACAUGAACGAUUUUAUAAUGAUAUUGGAGCAAUGGCUGUGGAGAAAGGUGUAUCAAUAUCAGUGAUUACUAUAAAAGGAGCAGAAACUAAAUUGGUACAACUGGGAAAAUUAGCAGAUUUAACAAAUGGACAGGUAAACCAUGUUGAUCCAUUAAAAUUAACUGAUGAAUUCAGUAAUAUUCUGGCUGAUAGAAUUAUUGCUACAAAUGUUAAAGCUACAUUUAUUCUACAUAAAAACUUAGUGUUUUUAGAAGAAGAUACUAAAGAACAUGUAAUUGUUAAAAAUAUUGGAAAUGCCACGAUGGAAACAGAAAUAACAUUUAAAUAUGGGAAAACAGGUACAUCAGAUGCAUCAGAAAAGAAACAGGAGCAGGAGGAGUGUUCUGAAGGUGCUGUGGCUACCAGUGCUAAUCAACCGUCUACUGACCAAUCAUCAACAGACACCGGUGCAACAUCAGAGAAGUCGUCAACAGACACUGGUGCAACAUCUGAUGCCUCACCGACAGAAUUACCAUUCCAACUUCAACUAGAAUACAUAGAUACAGACGGAACGAAAGCUUUGAGAGUUCUUACACAAAAGAGACCAGUUACUCAAGACAGGGCGUUAGCAGAAGAAUAUUUGAAUUUAGAAGUGUUAGGACCAUAUGCCGCAAAGGCUUGUGCUAACUUAGCUUUAAAAGGGGAGUACAGCCAAUCUCAUGGAAUGGCUCUGAUGAAUCAAAGAUUAGCUUGGAGAAAUACGAGAGAUACUGACAAACAUGGUGAAAGAAAGAAAUAUAAUAAGAUAUUCAGUAAAAUACGCUCUGUUGAUCACCAUGUCACAUCACAUCAAAGGAAUGAAAGAUCAAGAUUUGGUCAUUCCUAUAGUGAUAGUGAAGAUGAUGGAGACCUCCAACAAUGUAGUACUUCCUCCCAUAGGAAAGGCAGGUUUUUUAAAUCUAAAAAGAGACAACAGAGAACUGACGAAUAUACAGAUGAAAUGGCCAAUGAUGUAUACAAUAUAAAACAUAUGAGUUCAAAUGUAUUGUUACUUUAAAAAUUAAUGUUCCUCCAAAACAUCAGAGGAUUAAAGUUGAUGCAGUGAGCUUAUUUAAAGUAUGUAACUAAACAUAUCCAACUUCCAUGAGCCAAUUCUCCCCAUUUCCGAUUAAUGCUAAGAUAAACAUUUUCUGUUGAUUUUCUUCCUGAUAAAGAAAAUACUCUAAAUUGCAUAUUUUGUUGGGAAUUUUUGAAAAUGUUAUGAGUGAGACAUCAGAAAUCUUAUCAACCUCCUACUGAAAAUCAGGGAGCUACCACUGAUGCAUCCUCGGUAUCCCCAGUGGUCUCAUUCCGUUCUAAUCUACUAACCCCUGGGUCCAUCCAUGAGGUAUUCAAAUUAUCUGCCCUUAAACGUAGCUUGAUUCUAUGAACCAAUCAAAAAAUAGUUCGCCUCAUUGUUUACAUUCACAACAAUAUGGCAGCUUGUUCGCUCGAUUACCAGAAACUUUGCAACAAGAUGAGAGUCACUUCACUUUGUCAACUUCCUUUGUAUUUAACCAUUUCUUUUGAUUGGUCAAAAAAAAGAACAAUCAUCCAGGGCAGAUAAUUUGAAUAUGUAUCUCCCCCAUGGAUGAACCCAGGGGUAAUUGGAGUUGAAUGGAAUGAGACCACUGGGGAUACCGAGGAUGCCACUGUUGAUACAAAAAUGUUACUAGGUUGAUACUAUUAAUGUUAUACGGUACUCAAAGGAAUAUUAAAUAGCUGAAUUUAUAGACUUAUUAAAGAGUCAUUAAUCACACUCGCUAAGAAAAUGAAUUUUAUUAAAUUUAUACAAUAUUAUAUUCAAAAUAACCUCUGACUGUCCUAAUUGUCAAAUAUCUAAUAACUGAAGUAACGUAUUUUCACAAACAUUUGAUAAACUCAUUUCAAACAAAUACAAAUCUCAACGUUAAAAAAUUGAAAGGUAGAACAUGUAUAUCUCAAAUAUAUUUGCCCUACUUUUUGCAUAUCUGAACAUUUCUGAUGUACAUGUACUUGUGUAGUCAAAUCAAAAAUCUUUUCUUUACAAUCUGAUGUAAAUAUCCAUAGGCUUAUUUCAUUUUCAGAUUCAGGAUACAAAAAUUUUAAGUUAUUAUAAAAUGUUUAUCCAAAGCAACAAUGGGGAUUGAAUGUUAGUGGCUCAUAUUAUUAAUUCAGGUAUCAACCACGGUCCACAGGCACCUGUAACAUGGAAAAUAUUUUAAAAAAGUAUAUGUCUAAAGUCAUCUUCGUAAGUGAGAUUAUCAAAUAACGGGUCUGAACCCAAUUUCUAACUCUGGGGCAAAUAACCUCUCUGAAACCAAGUGAACUUUGAUCCCAAUUAUUUAAUUCCAACCUGUUUCUCACCAUGGUAUUAUUAUAUUUAGGGCCUACAGAAAGAGAAUUGGUUUCAGAUAAGUUAUUUGCCCGAGUUAGAAAUUGGAAUCAGACCAGUUAUCUGAUAAUAUUGCUUACGAACAUGGACAUAACAGACUUUAGACAUAUGCUUAGCCAUAGUUUGAUGUUAUUUUUGAAAUAUUUUCCACGUUACAGAUGUCUGUGGUAUCAACUGGUAUUGAGAAGCUCAACUAUCUGCAAUUUUUUUUUUUUAAAUUUGUUACCCAAAAAGGUCAUUUUCUGAAAACAUUGAAUUAAGUUAUAUUCCAUUCAACAUUACCGGUAUUUUAUAUUCUUCACUCUUCCCAUUUCAUGUAUACUAAAUGUUGAGUUGUCUUUUGUCAUUUAUAUAUUAUGUCACAUUGUCUGUCUUCGUUUAUAUAUCAUAUAAGUAUAAACUGUUCAUCAUCAAAUUCUACAUGUGUACUUAAAUGGGCAUUAUGUAACAUUAGACAAAGUGCUGACCGAUCUCGCUAUAAGAAUUGAAAAUAGAUAAUGGAAAGGAGUGUAGCCUCGAUUGUUAUUGCUACUGUUGUUAAGAUAAUAAACAAAGUUUUAAUUAUCCAUUUUUAUACGCCCACAUUGUAAUGCGGUCGUAUAUUGUUGUCGCCCGCGUCCGUCCGUCCGGCCGGCGGUCCGGCGUCCUUAAUUGCUUGAGGACGCUCUAGAGGCCAAAGUUAAUAUCCGAUUGACUUUAAAUUUAUACACAGUGUUUAAGGUCAUGAGACGAAGAAGCCUAUUGAUUUUCAGCGAUUUCCAAUAAUUACUGCCAGAGUUAUGGCCCUUGAUCACUUCAAAAAAUCUUGUGGAUGCUCUAGAGGCGAAAGUUAAUAUCCGAUUGACUUUAAAUUUAUACACAGUGUUUAAGGUCAUGAGACGAAAAAGCCUAUUGAUUUUCAGCUAUUUCCGAUAAUUACUGCCAGAGUUAUGGCCCUUGAUCACUUCAAAAAACCUUGUGGAUGCUCUAAAGGCUAAAGUUAAUAUCUGAUUGACUUUAAAUUUAUACACAAUGUUUGAGGUCACGAGGCGAAGAAUCCUAUUGAUUUUCAAAGAUUUCUGAUAAUUACUGCCAAAGUUAUGGCCCUUGAUCCCUUUGAAAAAUCUUGUGGAUGCUCUAGAGGCCAAAGUUAAUAUCCGAUUGACUGCAGAUUGAUACACAGAGUUUAAGAUCUUGAGACGAACAAGUAUAUUGAUUUUCAAUGAAUUUUUAUGACUUGGAACAGCUAAAUUCAUGAUACAGUAUUAAAAGUUUUGUAUGCAAAACGUUAGCAUGGGGCAGAACUUUAUAAAAACCAAACAAAUUCUAAUGGUUUUCUGAGUUGUUGCUCAUAAUCAGAUUUUAGUGUAUUAUAAAUGUUUCAUUACCGAAAAAAGUAAAAAUAUGCGACAACUCUUGUUGACUGCCCGGAUGAUUUAGCUGCUGUGGGUGUAUGUUUCGUUGCCUGGCAACCUAUCUUUGAAUUAAAUCAUUAAAUGGCCGAACAGUUCUAAUCUGCUUAAAAUCGGAGCCAUCCGAUGGCACCGAGAGUUGAUUAUGGUCUGGAUAAGUUAAUUAAUGUAUAAUUAAUAAUUUAGAUACAUUUCAGGCCUAAAGAAAGACCUGCAAUCAGCAGAUUUAGCUCUUGCAUAAUGUAUGUUUAAAUAAGUGCUAAUUUUAAAUGAAUCUGAUCACAAAACAAAUGAUUAAAAUGUCCUGACAUUUAUGAAAGGAAAUGAUAUUUUAGGUCAAGUCCAGACAAUAUUAAGUCAAUAUGAGUUACUGUUUAAAUUAACAGUAGUGCAAACAUAAUUUUUCAAAUUUGAGUAGAUUUUCAUGGUUAAUAAUAAUCUUUUUGUCACCUUUAUAAAAUAUAUAAACAUAUUAACUUUAUGAAAUCAACCAUUUUUCACAAAUAAAUGAUCAUAAGAUGGAAAUAUAUAGAUUUGAAUAUAAUAAACAGAAUAUAUAUGAUAUCUAGUUUAAAAUUUUAAAUAACUUGGUCUUUUGAACUGCUGAAAAUUAUAUUUGAUACUUUGUACUAAACUACUGUACCUAUAAUAAACAAUUAUUAUACCUGUGUAUAAAAUAUUUGAUAAAUAGAACACUAUAUUUUACUAAAUUUUUUAUUAACAAAUAUUUGAUAAAUAGACUGCUUAAAGAUGCAUUAUGUAAGAUUUAGAUAAAGAGCUGGUUGUUCUUGCUAUAAUAGUUCAAAAAUAAAUAAUGAAAAAUGAAUACAUUGAAUAUUUCAGUUAAAUUACCCAUUCCUGAGUGCAGUUAUCACAAUUCAGUACAUUGAAAAUCGCAACAAUCUGAUGGUCUAGAGCGUUAAUUAUGUUCUUGUCAUGUGAAUAUAUGUCUAAUUAAUAAUUUACAUACCAAUUGAGGCCAAAAGAAAAACCUGCUGUUACAUAAUGUUUCUUUAAGCAGCAUUUAGCAAUUGACUGUACAGAACAUCAGAUACUUGGAUGUUGAUAAAGAUAUAAAGCCUGGUUGUUUCGUAUCUUUAUCAACAUCACAUGAAAUAAAUAUACAAGUAACUUAUAUUCUAUAUAAGUUUUUCAUGUUUUACUGAUAACUAGAAGGAUGUUUUGUACUCAAGUAUCUUUUAUAAACAAUUAUCAAACCGGUGCACAAAAUAUUUUUUACUUUUGACCUUAUUGCCUGAAAUGAUAAUGGAAUAAUGGCCCACUUUAAGUUUUGUAUCAAACAAACCCCACCAACAUAAGUUCAGACUGGUUCAUAUCUAAAGAUGAUAUAAUGUCACAUUCAACACAUACAUUCUGGGAACACUGGCAAAUUUUCGUUUACUUACUUUCCUGUGGAUGUGUUACACAAAAGCAAUUGUAUUUACAUUUUACGGGAAUUGAAAAUAUUUGGAGUGAUAUAAAUUAAAUAAUAUAGCCCUUUUAUAUCUAAUUUCAUCAAAUUGCAGUGUCUUCAAAUUGUAGUGUACUUUAGUAUCAGAUCUGCAAGUGAUUUUGUUUGUAAUUAAGAAUUAUUAUAAUAAACUUAAGUGGGCCAUCAAAUGUGAUAAAAUUUAGUUUUUGUUGGGUUUUUUUUUAUAAAUUUAUCUUGUAUUUGAAAACAAAAUUGUUAGCAAUAGAUUUUAUGUACAGUCAGGUCUAAAUAUUAAGGCCAACUGCAGAUUUAGACCUAACCUUUUACAUACUUUAUUAUGAUUGUUACUUGAUGAUUUUAUAUGUGAAUAAUGCAAGUAUAAUUUUUUAUUCUUUUAAAAGUGCUAAUUUUAUUGUUUUUGUUUACACAGUCAAACACUUGGUUUGUCAUUUAAUACUUUAUUAUAGUUUACAUAAUAUAAUACAUUGUUUAUAUUUAUAUAAUCAAAUACUUUGUUAUAGUUUAUAUAGCAGAUGUUAAUAUUUAUAUAAUCUAAUACAUUGUUUAUAUUCAUCUAAUACUGUGUUAUGGUUUAUAUAAUCUUAAUACUAUUGUUUACUUAAUCUAUAAACAUAUUGUUUAUAUAACCUAGAGCAAUGUUAUUGUUUAUAUAUUUUAGUAAAGUUGUUAUAAAAGAUUACCACUCUGUUAUUAUCUAUAUAAUGUAAUAGUUUAUAUAAACUAAUAAUAUUGUUACUGUUUACAUAAUGUGAUACUUUGUAUUGUUUAUAUAAGCUAGAACAUUGUAAUUGUUUAUAUAUUUUAGUACAGUUGUUAUUGUUUAGGUAAGGUUAACACUCUGUUAUUUUCGUGCUUAUAUGAUUGUAAUAUUUUUUUUAGUGUUUGUGUAAUCAAAUAUUUUAUUGUUUACAUAAACUUAAUACUAAUGUUAUUAUUUAUUUAAUCUAAUACUUUUUAAUUAUUUAUAUAAUCAUAAUCCAUAUUAUCCAUAUUAUAAAUAUUUUUAUGGAAUUUGCUAAAAAGCUGUAACGUCUUGCCUCGCAAGAGUGAUGUGAUGCCAAGUGAAUGUAUUUUUUCUUGAAUUUUUUAUUUUUUAAAAAUUCAUCAAAGCA